Molecule: messenger RNA, 4074 nt
Organism: Emys orbicularis (European pond turtle)
Lineage: Eukaryota; Metazoa; Chordata; Testudines; Emydidae
Product: maestro heat-like repeat-containing protein family member 1
Exons: 36
Coding region: 1-4074 (1357 amino acids)
Cellular component (GO): cytoplasm
Source: RefSeq, a predicted model, not a curated record
AUGGAUCUUUACGGCCACCUCCGCCGACUGCUGCUCCGGUCUGGAGGCACCAAGCGAAAGGCCUAUUCGUCACCCAGGGGACAGCUCGCCCCAAUCAGCAAGGAGGAGGAAAUGCCAAGGAAGACCACAGGCCUUGCUUGCGUGAGGGACAUGGAUGAGGCUGCCCUGAGGAAGGACAUUGGCACCCUCUUCCCAGCACUCCACUCCAUGGUGUGUCAUCUCCCCAGAGAGCACCUGGAGGAGCGGAGAGAGGCCCUGGACUCUCUGGUCCAUCUGGCUCGCUUGUUCCUGGUGGAGCUGCUUGUGUUCCUGUUCAGGAGGCUGAACAAGGACGAGGAAGAGGAGACCUGUGCCAGUCUCUUCAUUCUGGACCGGAUAGUCCGAUCCAACGUUUCCGAAAUGACGCACAAUACUGAGAAGCUGUUCAUAGCCCUGGGGCCAAUCCUGCAGAGCACAAGCAUACGGGUCAGAGAAGCCCUUGCUUAUUUUAUAAGGACAAUGGGGGCGCAUGGGCUCUUGGAGAAAUCUGCCUCAAGACCCUUAAUUGACUUCUUGGUGCGUCAGUGCACCCUGACCCUCGACAGCACGGAGGAAGCAGACGGGAGGCGCACCAUGGAGCUCGAGGUCCGCCAGCUCUGCUCCAGCACCCUGCAGUCCCUGGCUAACUCCCCCAGAAUGGCCAAUACCUCGGUCGAGGUGGUAAAGAGGAUGCAGGAGGAAGGCAGGCUGCCCUUGGCCAGGAGGUGCGGCAAGGCGAACAGAGGGUGUCGGUCAAGCCCCAAGUCCACUCUCCCCCAGGAGCUGCUGGCUCGGCUGCUGGUGCUCGGUGCGUCUUCGUUUAUGACGGUGCAGGUCAGAAGGGCAGCCAUGUUCCUCCUCUUCCAGCUCAUGAGCAUGUUCCAGGCCGGGUCGAGCCGGUUCUGGAAUAGCUACAAGACGGAAAUGCUCCUCUAUGUGGAAGAUCACAAGACCUGCUUCUGCCAGAGGGAGUGGGAGCAGCAGCUGCUGCAGUUCCUGGAAGACCUUCUCUUCUUCAUCUCGGACCACACCUGGCUGGGCUGUUUCAUCACUAGUAUCAGGCGCCAGCUGGCCUACGGUGAUAAGCAGCCCGGUGACAAGAGCUUUCUCUACAAGUGCUGGGGCACCGUGCUGAUGUUUUUUCCAGCAGAGAGCAUCAAGCCCCAGCUAUGGCUUCUGGUGGAGAUGGUCGAUUUCCGAGAAGAAGAGGAAAGAGAGGGAUUCGCCCGAGCGCUUGGGCUGUGUGCCAGGCAACAGCUAUAUGAGGUUUUCGCCAUCCUGGAGCACUGGGAAGAGUUUGUCAGCAGGGUGCAGCUCCAGCCUUCUGCCGGUGGCUCUCUGGAGGAGCCAGCUUCCAUCGAGCAGCUGAGAAGCCUCCUGCUCCUCACCUAUGGGCACGUGGUCCACUCACGCCCCACGGAUCUCAUCCUAGAGACCAUAGGCUUCAAUAUCCUGGCUCCCAUGCGACACCACUAUUUUCUGAGCCCACACGACCCACUGGUGAGAUCUGCUUUUCUGAGAAGCCUCGCGCUGGUGGGUGAAGCUGUCACCCAAGUGAGCAGGAUUCCCUUGGUGAGCCAGGACACAUACACCGUGCUGUCCCCCCUGCUGGAGAUGCUCAGAGUCAAGGACCGGGCCCGGCUGCAGAGCCCCGAUCACCAGCAUGCCCUGCUGGCCAUCUCAUACAUAGGGAAAUUUGAGCCUCGCCUGUCUAAGGAACAGGAGGCUGAGACCAUCAGCACUUGUAUCACCAGCGCCAUGAUUCAGCGCCCAGCCCUGGCGAAGCUGAGAGGGACUGAGGUGGCAAAAAGCUCCGCUAUCCGGGCAGAGUCUCUCCAAGAACUGCCCUGGGAGGGCCUGGAUCUUGUGCUGCAGACAUUCCUGGAGCAGCACCUGACCCCCACCAUGCUACUGCAUCUCUUUCUGCACUUGCAGCCGUGGAUCUGCUCUCCCCGGGCCCAGGAGAGGAGCCGAGCUGUGAGAGCCAGCGCCCGGCUCUUCAUGUUCUACCGCUUCAAAGCCAUCACCGAGGACCUGAAACCCAUGGCAGAGCAGGGCUACAUGGCCGGGCUGCUGACAAGCCAGGCCUUCGAUGCUCAGGAGGCCACCAGAUACUGGGCAUCUCAGGCUCUCUACUGGCUCUUCACGCCUUGCAAAGCUGUCGUGUACACCAAGACCGGGGCGGUGGUGAGCGUGCUGAGCAAGACGCAGAAGGAUGCCAGCUGCAGAGAGAACCCUGUCCAUGUUGCUAUGCUCAUCGCGAAGCACCUGCAGUCGAGUGACCUCAUGCCCUUCAGCUUCACCCUGCUGGUGGGCCUGCUGGAGAAGGAGGAGUGUGCAGACCAGCUGGCUGGUGUCAUGGAGGCGGUGCUUGGAGAGCAAGAAUCAGAGCUGCAGGGCCAAGUGCAGGAUCUCCAGGCGGCUCUUUCCUACACACUGAGCCCACCCCGGGGGGGGCGGCUGAGUGAUGGGACGAGAGACAUUCUCCACCUACUGGCCAGACAACACACCAAGACCGCGGUCAGCAUCCUCCUGAAGAUGCCCUGGCCUUACAAACGCCACAUCAAGGCCAUCUGGAGAUUCCUAGGUGCAGACCCCAUGCUGACCAGGGAGGUACUGCACAUCCUGCUUUAUGACAGCCCGGAGAAGAGCCGGGCUAACCUUGGACAGACCCAGGACAGGAGCUGCCCCCAGCCAGCCCGGCUGCCCCCGGCGACCACAUGCGGCCUGUGGGAGCUGAUCGGGGCCUUGGGGCAAGCGGACACGCUGGAGGGACGCGAGGACGACCUGUUCGCCUCUUGUUUCCUCGCCAUCGCCUGCCCCCCGGCACGGCACCUCUCGGGAGCCCAGCAGGACUUGCCCAGUGACACCAGUCCACGCAGCAUGGCCGUGCAGGCCCUGGCGCGGGUGCUGCGCCUCAGGGGCAGUCAGCCAGCUGUGGAGCUAAUGGACCAGGAGCGAGGCUGGCAGCUGCUGGAGGAGGCCCAGCCCGAGGGGUUCACUCUCCUUAGCAGGGCCAUAGUGACCCACCCAAACCUGGCCCUGAAGAGCAUCCCACAGCUUCUCCUUCCCAGCCUCCAGGCCAGUCAGGAGGGCGAACGCAUGGCCUGCACCGCCCUGUUCGCAGAGUUCCUCGGCAGCCCCCUGCUGAUGGAGAAUGAGCCCAAGGCAAUGCGGAAGCAGGUGGUGAAGGCCAUGCUGCAGCGGACAGAGGACAGCAACAUCCACGUUCGAGGCAGAGCGCUGCACGGCCUCAGGAACGCAGUGACCGAGUUCCCGGACAAGGUCAGGAAAAAGCGAGACCAGAUCCUGGAGAGCUUUGUCCGCGCCGUGUGCGAAUGUUGCGACCCCCGCACCAUUCUGGAAGCCAUGGAAGGGCUCUGCUGGAUGCUGCGGGACCCCAAGGCGCCUCUGAAGGCUCACGUCGCCGUCCCGCUGGCCCUGCAGGCGAGAACGUUCUUUGAGGAUGAGAACAGCGACCUGAGGCGGGCCUCCAUGGAGCUCUUUGGCCACCUCAGCAAAUUUGUUUCCAAGAAGUCAUCCCUCUUUGGGGCUGAGGUGGAGAAGAGCAUGGGGACGCUGCUCAUCCACCUACAGGACGGGGACCCCCAGGUGGCCCAGGCGUGCAGGGUGGCAUUGCUGCACUGCGCACCCUUCCUCAGUUACCAGCCCCUGCGCACGCUCGUGCAGAGCCAGCUAGCUGAGGGGGCGGCCCCCGCCAUUCCCGCCUUCCUGAACGAAGCCUGCAGGACCCUGCUCCAGGACUGCCCAGGGAGGCUGAGCAAGAAGGCUGCCCUGAGAGCAGCAGCUGCCCAGCAGCUGAUAGAGGUGGAAGGCGAUCAUGGCUUGGAGGAGUCACCGGCGGAACAGGUGAACGGAAAAGACUUCGCUCAGGAAUGCGCCAAUCACUAUUCCCUGAUUAAAACCGAGAACCUGAGAGCAGAAAUACGUUUUGGGAAGGCUUUAAGGGUCAUCGUCAAUAUGAUCGUGUUUGGGGUUUUUGACAAUGUCAUAGAGAUAAAUCAGAGGAGAAACGUUCUGUUUGACUACAUGUGA